Molecule: messenger RNA, 772 nt
Organism: Xenopus laevis (African clawed frog)
Lineage: Eukaryota; Metazoa; Chordata; Amphibia; Anura; Pipidae
Gene: chchd7.L
Product: coiled-coil-helix-coiled-coil-helix domain containing 7 L homeolog
Exons: 6
Coding region: 495-749 (84 amino acids)
Biological process (GO): mitochondrial respiratory chain complex assembly
Cellular component (GO): mitochondrion; mitochondrial intermembrane space
Source: RefSeq, a predicted model, not a curated record
GCACAGUGAGGAGAGAAGUUGACGUAUUUCGAAUUUGAGUCGUUCGCUCGCUUCUGUGAAGGGUGUUGUUAUUGUUAUCAACAGCCUCGUGAGUAGUGGUGCCCUCAGCACUGUGACCUUAGGCCAGUUUGUAAAAAACUUUCCAAAUCUCCCGACCGACUGUGGGACACAGGGAGGUGAGCGCGAACACUACUUUGCACAGCUCCGCAAACCCCCCUAACGUUUACGCUACGGCACCAUGUCUGGUUGUCUCGUCAGAAGUGAGGAGUCAGUGAUGAUUUAAAGAAUUACAGAUGUCAGCCACUGAUCCGCAUGUAAAGAAGUAUUGAUCUCUGCCUAUACGUUUUCGAUUGCCUGCAUAUCUUCAUUUGCAUAGGUCCAUUAAACUACUGACUGCCCCAUUGCAAAAUUGGAUUGGAUACUGCAGUGAAAGAAGCAGCUUAGGAAAGCAGCCAGCAAAGCUCUGAGUGACUAGUAAAUUGGUUCCAUUAACGAUGUCUAGGAUACGGAGGAUGAGGGACCUUGACUCAAAUCCCUGUUUAGAGGAAACCGACGCAUCUACUAAGUGCAUGGAUGAAAAUCAGUACCAAAAGGACUUGUGCACCUCUUACUUUAUCAAAUACAAAAAUUGCAGAAAAUUUUGGAAUGGAAUUAUGAUAACAAGAAGAAGAGAAGGUACUGUUCCUUAUAUGCCAGCUGCAGAAGAAAGAAAGCAGAUAUUGGAGUCAUUGGAAAGUCUACCGUAUUAAAUAUGCUCUGAACAUGCACAUUA